Eublepharis macularius is the source of this 8259-nucleotide messenger RNA. It is a transcript of the gene RNF217, whose product is annotated as ring finger protein 217. Gene Ontology annotation, molecular function: ubiquitin protein ligase activity; zinc ion binding; ubiquitin conjugating enzyme binding. Gene Ontology annotation, biological process: positive regulation of proteasomal ubiquitin-dependent protein catabolic process; protein polyubiquitination; ubiquitin-dependent protein catabolic process. NCBI's taxonomy places the organism in Eukaryota, Metazoa, Chordata, Lepidosauria, Squamata, Eublepharidae. The transcript has 6 exons. The coding region runs from base 152 to 1498 and encodes 448 amino acids. The record is from RefSeq and is a predicted model, not a curated record. Gene Ontology annotation, cellular component: ubiquitin ligase complex; cytoplasm.
GGCGAGUGGACGCGAGCGGCUCCGGGUUCCCAGUCGCCCCGGCGGCAACGAGGAGGCUGCGAGGGCAGCGGGGAAGUCGCGGCGGCGGCGGCUGCGUUGCGCGGCUGGAUGGGAAGCGGUCGCGGCGAGAGUGGCUGCCGUGGCGGCGGGCAUGGGGGAGCAGCUCAGCACAGAGAGCGCCCCGCCGGAGCCAGCCGCCGCCACUGAGCCGCCUCUGCCGGCCGCGGAAGCUCUGCAACAGCAGCAGCAACCGGGGCAGAGCGGAAAGGCAUCCGGGCCACAGCCGGAGGAGGACGCCGGAGCGCCGCCGCCUGCUGAACCGCAAGGCCAGGAGACGGAGGACGGCCUCGGGGGUUCCCCGGAGGAAAGACCCGGCUCGGAAGAUGAUAUCAGCGACAGCCGCCGGUUUCCCUUGAGGCCCGUCUGCUGCACCGUCUACUGCGUGGAGAGCGACCGGAGGCCCGCGGCCCCGCUUGAGUCUCCGCUGUCGCCGGUCGAGGAAGGGGCGGAGACCCUCCCCACAACCACCCCGCCGCCCUCUCUGCGAAGAGGGGGGAGAGGCGGAGGCAUCGAGGUAGACUUGUACCUUCUGCCCGAGCCUUUCUCGGGGCUGAUCUCUGGGGACUUCGGGCCCUUGCUGGUGCUGACCUGCCGCGUGUGUCUGGAGGAGAAACCCCUCAAGCCCCUGCCUUGCUGCAAGAAGCCCGUCUGCGAAGAGUGCCUGAAGCGCUAUCUCAGCUCCCAAGUGCAGGUGGGACAAGCAGACAUCCAGUGUCCAAUAACCGAAUGCAGUGAACAUUUGGAUGAAACAACUGUCCUCUUCAACUUGCCACAUGAUGACAUCAUCAAGUAUAAAUACUUCCUGGAACUUGGCCGUAUUGGCUCAAGCACCAAGCCAUGCCCUCAAUGCAAGCACUUUACAACCUUCAGAAAGAGAGGCCACAUUCCAACCCCUACCAAAAUGGAGAACAAAUACAAAAUUCAAUGCCCAUCUUGCCAAUUUGUGUGGUGUUUUAAGUGCCACUCUCCCUGGCAUGAAGGUGUCAACUGCAAAGAGUACAAAAAGGGAGACAAGCUGUUGCGUCACUGGGCCAGUGAAAUUGAACAUGGGCAGAGAAAUGCUCAGAAGUGCCCAAAGUGCAAGAUCCACAUCCAGAGAACAGAAGGAUGUGACCACAUGACUUGUUCACAAUGUAAUACUAAUUUCUGUUACCGCUGUGGAGAAAGGUAUCGCCAACUCCGUUUCUUUGGAAAUCACACAUCAAACCUCAGUAUAUUUGGAUGCAAAUACCGCUACCUCCCUGAGAGACCACAUUUAAGGAGAUUAGUGCGAGGCUCUGUCUGUGGUGGAAAAUUACUUAUUGCACCACUGUUACUGGUUUUGGGGCUAGUGAUGGGAGUCAUAGCUGUUAUAAUAGGUUUAUUUGUGUUUCCUAUCUAUUGCCUUUGCAAGAAGAAGAGGAAAAGGCCACAAACAGAAAUGCCUUGGUAUGAGUGAGCAUAAAUUGAAUGGAGGUGAUCGUACAAGGCUUAUGCAAAAUGUGUGCAACACAGCAAUAUUGUGCUGGUUAACUGUCUUGAAGCUGUAGCCCUGGCAGAAACUUAAGGGACAUCUACUGAGUUCUCUGUAUACAAUAAUACACUACUGAAGACGGGCCAGAAUGCUUCUCUGCUUUGGUGCCUCUGAAGAAAUGGAGGCUUCUCAACUUUUUGAAAGGCUUUUAAAUAAUAAAAUUUGAAUUUAUAUAGCGCUUUAGUGCUUAAGGCGCUUUCCACACAAGAUCUUAUAAUUCUUACAGUGUCGGCCAGUAUUAUUCCCUUGUUGCAGAUAGAGGCUGAAGCUGAGAGAGGGUGGCUUGCAUAAAGCCACUUGGGAGUUUAUGGCAGAGAUAAGAUGUGAAAAGGGGACCUUUUAGAUUACAGCUCAUUCUCUUAGUCACUACAUUACACCAGCUCCCAUUUUAUUUUUUAAGCUUUCAGAUCAACUUCACUUUCUUGGCCAGCCUAUGUCUCUGUUGUAGCUGCACAUCUGGUGAUAGGUCUAUGAAAGGAGCAUUUAAUUUGGCCACACACAGUUGAAAUUAUUGAUGUAUUUUUCAGCCUUCUAAGAGAAACAUUUAAAUGCAAGUUGCACAAAGAUAUCUUUUUUUUGUUUUAGAUACCAUCAUAUAUACAUACAGUAGGUUAAAUUUAACAUGGUUCACAGGUCUGUGUAACAUGGUUCACAUACUGCCAGGUCCUGGACUUGGAAUUCAGUGGACAAGGCCAUUGACCUGUGGAGCUUGUAGUUUGAAGGUGGUUACCACCUUGAAACAGCUACUGCUGGAGGGACUGGAGGAAAGGUAAGCUAAGCUAAAACCAUCCCUGAGCUGUGAGUUUUGCGCCAGUGAUGGAAGUAAAGGGCCCAUUCACUCCAACAACCACUCACCCCUUUCUGCAGUUUCUGUGCUCUCAUCUCAGUGCACCUGGAUAGCUGCCAGGAGGAAGGCAAGCUGGCUGUAGAGAUAAAACAAUUAUCACUGCCUUGGUAGCCACCCAGGGAAAAAACCACAGUUGGGUGGAGUGGUGGUUUUCUGCAUGAGGCACAACAGCUCAGGUGAGCAGGUGAGAUUUCCCAGCAGCAUGAAGGAGAGUAAGAUGACCAUGCAGAAAGAAGAGAGCAGAAGAAAGAAGAAAGGGAAGUAAUGGGUGCACUUGCUGCUAGCAAAGAGAGUCUUCACAAUGCUGCUGGCUGGCUCAGAGCACUUACGCAGUGGGAAGCCUGAGUGCUCUUUACUUCCCUCACUAUCUUCUCGGCCUUCUCGCUCUCACCUAAGCUGUGAGCCUCAGGCCAGGGAGAGAGAGAGAAGAUAGAGGAAUAAAGGGCACACAGGCUUCUCAUUACAGAAACCACCUCUGAGCCAGCCAACAGCACUCAUCACACGCGGAGUGCUCAUGGCCUAAUUUAGGUCCCUGUAAUGGGAAGCCUGGGUGCUCUUUGUCUUCCCAGCAUGUUUCAGAGCAGGCUCCGACAGCUGCUGGCCAGAUAUGAGCAAGAGAAAAAACAGGCACAUUAUCUAUCUGUCCUUUACAGAGCCCAUGUACAGCAGUCAUGUGGAUCUUUUGUUUGAUGGUAAUUGCAAAUAUGGCUGUUCUGAGCCAUGGAGUAAGAAUAACAAGUUUAGAGACCAGUAAAGUUCAGUCAAAGACAUUGAAAUGAGUUAGGGAAAGUGGUAAAAACUACAAAUAUUGUAGUAUUGCGGCAUCAUAUGCUUAGCAAAUAAGAAUGUGGCCAAAAUUAGGGCAAAUGCAUGAAGUUGAAUAUCAUUUGGAAUAUAUUCCAAACUAUAUAGUUAUGUGCAAUUGGGGAAAACAGCAAUUUGCCCUGAGACAAUCCAGAAAUUCACUGUUCCUGCACUGUGUAACUGCAUCAGUACACGCCAAGUAGGCUUUUCUAGGUUUUUCCUUGGAAAAUUAAGGUGUAUUCAUAUUUCAGUAUUGAGUGCAGUACAGUGUCAUUUGAAACAAACGCCAAUUGGUAAUGAUCUUCACAGGGCUUCAUAGUGGUCCUUGAGAAUAGCAUACCUGCCAUCAUGUAAUAACUUUUCUGACAUUCAUAAUUCAUUAGCAUAAAAAGGUUUACAGAUAUUUAUUAAAUUGGCCAGCUUAUGCAUAGUGUCUUUCAUAUGCUGCUGAGUAUGUGAGCUUCCAGUUCCUGAGCCAGGUAGCCUGGUACAGGUGACCCCACCCCUACCCCAAUAUGUUGACUCACUGCACAAGGAGGAAGAGUGGGCAUGAGUAUGCUGGCUGUGUCCUCUCUUCUAUAUGAUUGGUCAUCUGCAGAGUGCAACUGCACAGAGAAGUUGGUCAUAAGUGCACACCCUUGCCAUCAUCAUCAGUGUUCUGAAAGCAGCAUUGCUGAUCAUGGGGAAGGGAUGUCAUGUGACCACUUCCUCUGUAUAGUUGCACUCUGCAGAUGACCAGGCAAUUAUGUGGAUGUAGGAGGCAGGGCCAGAACACUUGUUCCCACUUCCUCCUUGCUCUGUUCAGAGGGGUUGCCUGUAUCAGGCUACUCUCUACUGUGUCAUAGAUAUCAUUGCUGGACUGAGUACCUAAAAUUGGCCCACAGAUACAUUGCAUGUUAUCAGUUGCAUUAAAAUGCCAUCUCUGAAAUUUUAUUCUCUUAAAGGACUGUCAGUCUGAUAAAAUUCAGAUACAUUUUGAAUGGAGGAAAAAUUAUCUAGUGGUCUUUGUUCUUUUUCUUGAUUUUUUAAAAUUAAUAAGUUAUGAUAGGUUAAUGAUAUCUUUCUCUGGAAUACAAGACAAAUGUCAGAUAUUUGAUUUCAAGUUAAGAAUAAGGAGAAUCAAUCUGGACCUUAAAAAAACUACUGUCACCGUUAUUAAUUCUAAUAUAAAACAGAAAGCAGAUGAAAGAAGACUCACACUAAGGAAUUGUCAAAGUAGUUAUCGGAACAAAAAUCAAAUCACAUGAUAAAGAUUUUAGAAGAACAUGGUAUAUAUUGUUAAAAAGGAGUUUAAAAAGUCCUUGCUCUGCAAUCUUCAGUUGGUUGUAAACCUAAAGUUCCAUGUGUUGCAAAUUAAAAUGCAACUUUUUGCUGUUCAGUCGACGUUGUACUGUAAAAAUAUUUCAGCACAUCAUUACUGAAGCAGUUUGUUAAUCAUAUAAAACAAUCCAUAGUGCAUUUUAUGGUUUGAUCUUUGGGACCUCGGAUCUUACAACUAGCAGAGCAUUUUGUUUGCCUGGUAAUAUGUCAGCCUUAUGUUUGGGUUUAAUAUGUUAGUUUCCACCAGCUUGCUGUUUUCUCCCAAUAAUAAUUAAAUUUACCAUUGUUUCGUCUAAUACAGUUAAAUUGUUCUCAGUGAAGUCCAAAAACCUAGCAUCUGGUUAGAACCUAAAUAAGAUUUCGAAGUUGAGUUGUUCCAUUUACAAUUUCUACACACUAUGCUAUUAUAUGUGUUUUAGUUUACAUUAAGUAUGUUUCUCUGUCACUGUACUAUCCAAGUUGACUACUGCCUUAAAUCUUUUAAAAGAUUGUAUACUUUUGCCUAAUACCAGAUAUUGUGUGUUUCUCAGGCCAAACUUGUGCAUUGUCUUUGGUUUACUCAGGGAUUUUAGUCCUUCAUUAAAAUGUCAAAUACUUUUCUGAAGAAAAAUUUCUAAUAUUUAGGACAUUCAAGCAUCAGAGUUAUAUCAUGAAAUUUGGUGUUUGGCAUGCAGGUUGUAUUAAAGCAGUGUCAAAACAUCUUUUUGAUUUAAAACACCUGAUGUACUACUUGUGGCUUUCCUACAAUUUUGCUGUUGUUGUUUUCUAUACACAUCUGAAAUAUGCUUGCAGUAUAUAAUCCUUGGAACCAGCCCAGAGAUGUUCAUCUGCAGCAGCCAUCAAGUUGCAUCCAGAGAUAUUUCUUUAUCUUAACAGGUGGCCAGAACAUCAGAAGUUUCUUGACUGUCACAGUCACUUUUUGAUUUCUUCUUUUUUAGAACCAUAGGUACCCCUUUCCUCAAACAGGAGAUAUGAACAUCGAGCUAACAAAGCCAUCUGUAUCUUCAUUGAUAUAGAUGCAGGGGUAAGGGACUCCAUAUGGUAUAGAUGGUAGGAACAGGUUUCUUUUCCAUGCAGUGCUUGUUUAUGUGCAUGGGAAACCACAUCCAGAAGGACAGUCUGCACAUGGAAGCUUGUUUCUCCAAGUGCAUCAUUCUUGGUAGAUAAAUGUGUUCUGCUUUUUAAAAUUUAUGGACAUUUGCAAUAACUCUGGCUGUUAUUUCAGAUAUGAAAAUGACUUGUAUUAGGGUGAUUGAAAGGCAUGACAAGAUAGAACAAACCCAGGUGUACUAUAGAGAAUGCCAAGUUAAGACAACUCUUUUUCACUGAAGUAUAACACAAAACAUGCCACUUCUACACAUUAAAUACAUAACAGUCAAAUCAUGUUGCCAUCUCUCUUUUAGUUUAUUUAGGCUUAAUUGAUUUCAUGAUCUCAGGAAGUAUGUUUUAUAUUCCUUUUUCCAUUGACUGGUAUCUGAAAAUGGAGUAUUGAUAGACAUUAUUGUAGCAGAAAGCAAGAGAUUAGAAUGCUGCUUUGCUGUCUUCUUUUGUAAGCCUUCCUUUUUAAUAACUCUUCUAAAACGUUCUUAAAUUAGCUUUAACAGUACAUCAGUGAAAAUGCUAAUUGAGCAACCAUGAACUGUGUACUAAAACUUAUACAAAAUUUGAAUUGUUCUGAAAAAGCUCUUGCAUUUUACAAGCCAUUAUCUGAUUUGCUUUAUAUAACGCUAUCCUAUUCUGUAUCUUUUAUGUAUAAUUUUAAAGAGUAACUUAGUCCCAGUUGCAAUGCAAAAUGUAUGUCUGCCUCUAUUCAUACAUCACUCAGAUUAAGGGAAUAUACCUCCCUCUUCCCCUUGGUCUUUGUUUCAUAUAUAUAAUGUAUAUCAUACUAAAACAAAAUUAAAAUAUACCUUGAAAUAGUUUCAAGAUCUCCUUUUAGGACAAUUUCUAUUUAACAGUGCUAAAUAGUGAACGCUGAGCACUUUGGUCACAAAUUAGCAUUUAUAUGGUAUAUAAAAAUAAAUUGUUUAGUUUUGUGACUUCUGCGCAAUCUCAUAUUGGGACAGAGAAGAUUUCCAGAGCUCUCUAGAAGACUAAAAGCGCUUCUUCCUUUGGUACUUUCCUGCCAAAAAUGUGACAUGACCAGGAGGAGGGUCACUAUUCCCUCGGUUCUCUUUUUGCGGCCCCCAGAGAGAGGAUCUGCAUUGCUGUUUUCUGCUUUCCCCUCACUUCAUCCUUCAGACUGAGGAGAGAAGUUUUAAACCAAUGCUUGUUCAAUUGAAGAAUAAAACUAUAUUUAAAGAAGAAAGGUUUCUGUCCCUUCAGCAUUAUGGCUCAAGAGUAGGUUCUUCAAGAUACUGGGAAACACCAGCCUGAUUAAAGGUACCUGCUCCCUCCCAGGCACCCUUGAUUACCAAGGGCAUAGUCCAUAGGUGUAGCCUGUCAGAGCCUCCUCACAGUGGCUCUUUUCAAGUCUGCAGUGGUGCACCAUCCUGAUUAAAGGCCCCUGUACCCUCAGUUCCUAAGAGAGAAAGCUGGAAAUGUAGCCUGACAGAGCCCUGGGUUCCAACGCUCUUUCCCAAAGGCUUUGGCUGCCUGCCAGCCUGAAUAACAGCCCCUCCACUCCCCUUGGCUGUGUCAGCUCUGAGGGGAGACAUCUGGAGGUGUAACUUAACUGAGUCAGUGGAUCCAAACCUGACAGCCUUUCCCCCCAAGGCCUUUAGAAAUGUACCUGCCUGACUCAAGGAAUCCCUUCUCCUCUGAGGCUGUCUUUGAUUCCAAAAUGCAGUUCCUGGAGGCAAGGGUACAUACAGCUAACAGUGACAUAACAUCCUGGAACUAUUAAUGCAAUGAUUAGGGCUCUUCAGCUGCUACUGUUUUAACAGAUGUUAAACCUGCAUCUCUAAGCCCAAUGGUUUUUAAAGACCUCCACCACCACCAUCUAUUCCAUGCAUGCCCACACACCCUUUUUCCUACCAGGGAAUUGUACUGGCACUUCCCAUGGUUCUCAAUCUCAUCGCUGUAAAAUUUAGUAAUCAUUUAGAAAUAAACACAAGGCCUAGGUCAGGCCUUCUGUAGCAGUCCAUGUUUUAACCUCACCCUGGGGCAUAAAGGGUAUUGGUUGAAGUGUUAUAAAUUGAGGCCACUGAACAUCUCCAAUAUCAGAUUGCAUCUUUGUAGAGUAAGAUAAAAAGCCCAGUGGCUUUCUAAGGACUAAUAUUUGUUUGAUACGACCUUUUGUAAGUUUGGUAAGUUUAGCUUACUCCAGAUAUCCGUGUGUUUCACAACCUAUGACAGAUUUCCUACAGUUCUUUUUUACAUUCGCGUUGUGGGAUCAAAAGACGCACAGACUUCCCCAUCUCUCUUCUUAAAGGAGGUCACCUGUCCUCCCAUUAAUUGAAGUAUUCACUUGAGAAUCCCCCCCCCUCCGAGAUAGAAAAAAGAUAUUAUUAUUGAGUGUUCUUUACUUGUUAAGGAGGAUGGAGGGAAAAGCUCAUUUUGGGUCCAGUUUAUCUAAUUUUGUGUAUUGUAGUCUUUACAAUUGUGCUUGGAUGACUUAUUCAUACAUAUCUCUGCCCUUCCUGCAGAGAGGCCCUCUGCUGUUGGGGGUGCAUACUGCUAGUGUCAGAAUUCCAACACCUUGUAUAUUUAUAAAAUGCACAACAACUAGGGUAUCCCACUUGAGGCUGCAAUAUAGGGUUUUUUUCCUGGGCCG